AGUUAUCCAAUUUAAAUGCCAGUGAGAUCCAUCGAAACACCUAGCAGCUCUUUCUUAAUAGCUUAUAAGCUGAAUCUAAGCGGUCAUACUGGGAAUCUAAGUGGUUCAGGCCUCCAAGUUCCAACGCAGAAGAGAAGAAUCCAGUCCAUGGGAAUCGAGAACGCGACAACAAGCGUACGAGUCCUCUGCCGCAAGCUCUUGAUCUCCCGAAACGAUCCAGGCCUUCUUCAAUGGUUGAUCGGGUCUCCAUUCUUCCCUCCUUUCACAAUCAUCUCCACCUUACGAUGCGUCGAAGCCCUCCCCCCCGAUUUCUCCAAAGAAUCAGACGAUCUUCGGACUCUACUGCCGAAGGGCUUCGAAGUGAUCGGAGCGUUGAUUGUUAGUAACAGCUCCGCCGAUUCUGAAAAAACGGCGAGGGAGGCCGUUGAGGCCUCGCGGAAGCUGAGGAGUUUCCUUUAUGGCUCUGAGAGUCGAGAUUUGGUCGGAGCUGUUGCGGAUUUGAGCGCUGACAGUGUUAGGUAUUUUGUAUCGAGGUAUGGGAGCUCGACUAGGAUUGAGUCUGUCGAUGAUGUUGUCUACGAGGAUCAGUCUGAGAAGUAUCUUUGGGAGAGUGGUUGUAUACUUCGAUGCCAUCUACCGAUCAAGUUGCCCGUUUAUUGUCCUGUGGACAAUCCGAAAGAAGCAGAGGAUAUGUAUUUGCGAUCUGUGGAUGCCAUUGCUGAUAGAUUUAGAGAUCCACAAGUCACAUACCUCAUACAAACACUAAAUGAACACACAACCGAAGUACUUCACCCAGUUGUUCUUCAUGGUAGGGAAUUGGAUUUUAAGACUGAUAUCCGGAAUACUGGUGUUUCAAGUGAACCUGCUGAUGAAGCUGGUGCAAAAUCUUUGGCAUGUUUGUACUUUUGUUCAAAGAGUGAAGCGCUCUCAUCAUUUACUUCUAUAGAGGAGGAUGCAGAUAAGAUCCAAAUAAGUGUCUUACUUAAUAGAUCGGAGAAUUUUCCCCAACCUGCUACUCCUUUUGCUGAAUAUUUCCCAGCUUCGAAAGAAACAAAACUUUUGAUUGCAGAUUUUAAGUUAGACGUGCUAUGUUAUGCAGCCAAGGAUUUUCCACUUAAACAAGCAGUUGCAAAGUUAAUCAUACCUGGGUUAAUUGACCAGUUGUAUACCUUGAAGAACUUAUUCUUGCCCAAUCUCUUGGGACAACAUCCCCUGCAAUUCAAGUACAAAGAUGGUGGUGGAUAUGGGACAUUUAAGAAGCACUUGAAUAGCAAGCAUCCAACUCAAGUGGGUCUUGACAAGACACAAUACUCAAAUAGCCGGCUACGUCCAUAUCACUUCAGUCCUCCAGGGGUUUUACAUCCAGUAACUGUUAUCUAUGAUGUCAGUUGCGGUGAGACAGAAAUGAAGCAAGUUGAAGUUAGAAGAUCUCUACAUUUGAGGUUGGGAUUACCUUUUGAUCGGCCUCUCCUAAGAAUAGUCAAUGCCAUAAAUUUAUCCACACAGAAGGACCGUACAAGAGGCACAUCAAUAUGUUCCCCUAUUCUGAAGGAUGUACAUCUUGGUAUUCCAAGCAGUGAGGUUUCUGGUGGUGUUAUCUCCACAGUUCAAGGUUCUUAUGAGUACUAUCAUUAUCUUCAAGAUGGAUUUGAUGAUUUGGGCUGGGGUUGUGCCUAUCGUUCUCUACAAACUCUCGUUUCAUGGUUCAGGCUUCAACACUACACAUCCAUUGAUGUUCCUUCACACAGGGAAAUACAGCAGUCACUUGUAGAGAUUGAAGAUAAGAAACCUUCAUUUAUAGGGUCACGGGAAUGGAUCGGAGCUAUCGAGUUAGGCUUUGUUUUAGAUAAACUUCUUGAUGUCACUUGUAAAGUCAUCAAUGUCGGAUCAGGAGCUGAGCUCCCUGAAAAAUGUCGAGAGCUUGCUUUGCAUUUUGAGAACCAGGGAACACCAGUUAUGAUUGGUGGAGGAGUUCUUGCAUAUACCCUUCUGGGAGUGCAUUACAAUGAAGCAAAUGGAGAUUGUGCAUUUCUCAUACUUGAUCCUCACUAUACCGGCAGUGAUGACCUAAAGAAAAUCAUCAAUGGUGGAUGGUGUGGGUGGAAAAAGGCUGUUGAUUCCAAGGGAAGACAUUUCUUUCUACAAGACAAGUUCUAUAACCUUCUGCUGCCACAGAGGCCCAACAUAGUUUGAUCAACAUGUCGACUCGACUUGGGGUGGUCAUGAAUUUUGAGUUGCGGAAGCAGUUUCCUCGCAAGAUAACGGUAAGGUUAUAUAAAAAAGUAACAAAACGAGCAUAGUCGCUGAUGAAUUAUACCUGGAUUUACUCCUCAUCACUGAUGGGAUCAGGUGACGGGGCACUCAGAAGGGGGCGUAAUCUCAAAAAAGAAACAAAACGACUCCCAAUGAGUAAAGUGCUUGUAACAAAUGUAUAAUUUCAUCUUCAAAGUCCAAAUGCCUGAAUUUUGGCAGUACUCAUCGAAGUAUCUUGUUCUCUUUAGGAGACUAUGCAUAUUCAUUUAGUUUGUUUCUCAAAACUUAAAUUUGGCAUUAAUCAA
Diospyros lotus (date-plum) is the source of this 2558-nucleotide messenger RNA. RefSeq names its product probable Ufm1-specific protease. Lineage: Eukaryota; Viridiplantae; Streptophyta; Magnoliopsida; Ericales; Ebenaceae. The transcript is spliced from 15 exons. The coding region runs from base 16 to 2193 and encodes 725 amino acids. The record is from RefSeq and is a predicted model, not a curated record.